AUGUCCAACAUUACUCCCAUUAUACUCCCUUUAUUUAGUCUAGGGAUUGUCUACUUCUUUUGUUUAGGAGUCUUGCUGCUUACCCAAGACAAGGAGGAGCCUCCCCUAGCCCUACACUCUAUCCCGUUUCUUGAACCUUUGAUCCAACUCCUCAUUCGAAAAUACAAGAUUUGGAUAUACCUGAGCUCCCUGGUUCUCGCCGUGGACCGAUCUUUCCAAACCCUCUCAUUCGCCCCAAUUGAAGCCAGCGCAACCGCCACCACCUUGGGCACGACGGAGGCUACAAAUGAGAUUAUGAGGCGCGACCCGGCGGGAAGCAAUGGCCAUUUUACAACUUUUCACAGGGCCGUCCGCCCACAUCUCUCUCCUGGCUGGGGGCUAGAUGGCAUGGUUGAGAGAGCUCUUUGCGUCGUGGGAACGUGCCUCAGCAACACGCACAACACGAGUCCGCAGAAAGUCAACUUCUUUGGCUGGGUUCGACACAUGGUCCUCCUGGCCACUACUGAAGGCGAGUAUGGACCAGGAAACCCCUUUCGAGAACUAGCCUUCGAGCAGGCUUGGUUCAAAUUCCUACCUGGUGUGCCCAUCAUGGCAGGGGGCUUUUUCCCCUACCUGUUUGCUAGGCAAAGCUCCUACGCUCGCGAGUAUCUUGCACAAGGCUUUGAGAGGUAUUUCCGUGACGGUCAUCACCUAAACGGCUGUGCCGCACUUCUCGCUCGCAUGGAACACGGAGUAGCAGCUGGGCUUCCCGCAUCAGAUCGAGCGCGUGGAGAGAUUGGCUAUAGCAUGGCGCUUGUUAAUAAUACAGUCCCGGCCGCUUUCUGGCUGCUUCAUCAUGUCUAUCGGGACGCGGCGCUCCUCGAAGAAUGUCGGAGGGAGCUAUCAAAGGCGGUUCAAUUCGAAGAGGAUGGAACGAGAACUAUUCAUCUCGCACAUGUCCAAUCCUCGUGCCCAACGCUCAACUCGACGCUGCAUGAAGUAUUCCGAUAUUACGGCAUCGGCACUGUUCUCCUCCGCCAGGUUGUCCAAAGCCACAAGCUCAACAACACCUACUUGCUCAAGAAGGGAAGCUUCGUACUGAUGCCCAACAUCACACAGCACUACUCCCCAAAAGUCUGGGGAUCUGAUGCGAACCACUUUAACCCUAGGCGUUUCUGCUUCAUCAAGCGUCGCAACCCUGCCGGCAUGCGUGUCUUUGGGGGCGGCGCAAUACUCUGUCCUGGGCGUCACUUUGCUGAAAACGUCAUCCUCGCGUUCGCCGCCCAAAUGCUACUUCGCUUCGACGUACAGCCCGCCAACGGGGUCUGGAGCCCAAUGGUGAUGGAGGAAACGUUGGGACUGGGCGUGGCCAAGGUCUUUCUACUACCAGCGUGUGACCCGGAAGUGGAAGUUGCCGCAAGAGCCCCCAAUGAGCAUGUCUGGCGUGUGAGGCUGCCAAAGGGUUAG
This is a messenger RNA of Metarhizium acridum CQMa 102, 1446 nucleotides long. Lineage: Eukaryota; Fungi; Ascomycota; Sordariomycetes; Hypocreales; Clavicipitaceae. The record is from RefSeq and is a predicted model, not a curated record.